AUGGCAAACAAUCGGGGAAGUGUCUGGGCUCGGGCAGAAAUCCUGCUUCUGCUGAAUAUAUGGCGAGAUGAAGACGUGGAAGGGCAGUUGCAGGGGAUGCACAGGAAUUUGCCUAUUUACAACCGAGUUUCUGAACUGCUGGAGGUGAGGGGCGGGUUCAAACGCACCCCAGAGCAGUGUAGGAAUAAGCUGAAAUCUCUGAAGUCGGACUGGUCGAAAGCCAAGACAAACUUUGGGCGUUCCGGCACCUCUGGUCGGAACAACGUCAACAAUGAAGAGUUUGUGAUUUUGAACGAUGUUUUAUCUGCACGGCCGAUCCAUUCUCCCGUCAACAUUGUCGACACCAUGGUCCCCUCUGGCUCUGCAGCUGCACGUGCUGAUAUUACGGAUAACCCUUCAGGACCAGUCGGGCAGGAUCCCUAUCAGGAUGACCAUCAUUCUGAUGUAGCGGAAGAGGACCUCUUUGAAACCUUUGAUGAUUCUGGUUCACGAAAUAUGGAAGAUUCUUGCGGUGGAACUGGAAGCGAGGGAAAGAAGAAAGGCACAAAGAGAGUUUGGACCGGCCGACUGUAUGACGAUGAGGAAUCAUUCAUUAGCAGUGAGGGGGAUGACAGACCCAGUUCAAGUAUGUCAAGUUCAAGUUCAAGCGAUGGGAAAAAAAGCAAGAAGACUGUUGUUGGAAGCAAUACAACAAAGAAGGUUGGGGGUUCGCAGUCUAAAGCCAAGUCAUUGAGUGGAGGCUCCGGUAUAAUGAAUAUGGCUGCAAGUAAUGUGCCAGUGAAUGGUAUGUAUUACUUCCUAGGCUCUGAGCAUGCUAGUAAUGAAUAUUGCGAAAUCUUUAAAACAACGACAGAAUUGUUCAAAUAA
Molecule: messenger RNA, 867 nt
Organism: Lineus longissimus
Lineage: Eukaryota; Metazoa; Nemertea; Pilidiophora; Heteronemertea; Lineidae
Product: myb/SANT-like DNA-binding domain-containing protein 7
Exons: 4
Coding region: 1-867 (288 amino acids)
Source: RefSeq, a predicted model, not a curated record